AUGCACACACCAGCCCCAGGCAGCUCCAUGCAGACACCACACCCAGGCAGCCCCAUGCAGUCAUCACACCCAGGCAGCCCCAUGCAGACACCACACCCAGGCAGCCCCAUGCAGACACCACACCCAGGCAGCCCCAUGCAGACACCACCCCCAGGCAGCCCCAUUAAGUCACCACCUCCAGGCAGCCCCAUGCAGUCACCACCCACAGGCAGCCCUAUGCAGACACCACCCACGGGCAGCUCCAUGCACACACCAACCCCAGUCAGCUCCAUGCAGACACCACACCCAGGCAGCCCCAUGCAGACACCACACCCAGGCAGCCCCAUGCAGACACCACACCCAGGCAGCCCAAUGCAGACACCACCCCCAGGCAGCCCCAUGCAGACACCACACCCAGGCAGCCCCAUUCAGUCACCACCUCCAGGCAGCCCCAUGCAGUCACCACCCACAGGCAGCUCCAUGCAGACACCACCCACGGGCAGCCUCAUGCAGACACCACCCACGGGCAGCCCCAUGCAAUCACCACACCCAGGCAGCUCCAUGCAGUCACCACACCCAGGCAGCUCCAUGCAGACACCACCCACAGGCAGCCCCAUGCAGUCACCACCCACAGGUAGCCCCAUGCAGUCACCACCCACAGGCAGCUCCAUGCAGACACCACCCACAGGCAGCCCCAUGCAGUCACCACACCCAGGCAGCCCCAUGCAGACACCAGCACACCAGCCCCAGGCAGCCCCAUGCUGUCACCAGCCCCAGGCAGCUUCAUGCUGUCACCAGCCCCAUGCAGACAGCACGCCCAAGCAGCCCCAUGCAGACACCACCCCCAGGCAGCCCCAUGCAGACACCAGCCCCAGACAGCCCCAUGCAGUCACCACACCCAUGCAGACACCAGCCCCAGGCAGCCCCAUGCAAUCACCACCCCCAGGCAGCCCCAUGCAGACACCAGCCCCAGGCAGCCCCAUGCAGUCACCAUACCCAGGCAGCCCCAUGCUGUUACUAGAGAUGAGCGCCUGA
Pseudophryne corroboree (corroboree frog) is the source of this 1014-nucleotide messenger RNA. RefSeq lists its product as uncharacterized. The coding region runs from base 1 to 1014 and encodes 337 amino acids. NCBI's taxonomy places the organism in Eukaryota, Metazoa, Chordata, Amphibia, Anura, Myobatrachidae. The record is from RefSeq and is a predicted model, not a curated record. The transcript has a single exon.